AGGACGCGAGGCCGCAGGGAGCCGUGGUUGCUGCUCACCAUGGGUGAGAGACGCUUCAGCUUCCUGAAGAAAGUUGCCUUCCUGGGCCGGGGCCACCAGUACCAGGCACUGCAGGCGGACGAGGAGGAGACCUUGGUCGAGGGGCAGAGCGAGCUGAAAGCCAGAGGAGAGAAGGCGGUCUCGGCUCUGCCACCCACGGAAGCGUGCAAGUGCCACAAGGAGGCCCUGGCGCAAGCGUUUGCUGUAGACCUGGAUGCUGGCCUGUCCGAGGUCGCAGUGACACAGCGCAGGCUGGUACACGGCUGGAACGAGUUUGUCGCUGACAACGCAGAGCCUGUGUGGAAGAAAUACCUCGAUCAGUUCAAGAACCCCCUGAUCCUGCUGCUGCUGGGCUCGGCUGCGGUGAGUGUGCUCACGAAGCAGUACGAGGAUGCCAUCAGCAUCGCCAUGGCUGUGCUCAUCGUGGUCACUGUGGCCUUCAUCCAGGAGUACCGCUCGGAGAAGUCCCUGGAGGAGCUGACCAAGCUGGUCCCCCCCGAGUGCCACUGCAUGAGAGACGGGAAGCUUCAGCACCUGCUUGCGCGGGACCUGGUUCCUGGGGACGUCGUGUGCCUCUCCGCUGGAGACCGGAUCCCCGCAGACAUCCGACUCACCAAGGUCACAGACCUCCUAGUGGACGAGUCCAGUUUCACCGGCGAGGCGGAGCCGUGCAGCAAAACAGACAGCCCCUUGACAGGCAGCGGGGACCUCAGCACGCUGAGCAACAUCGUCUUCAUGGGGACCCUGGUGCAGGGCGGGAAGGGCCAGGGAGUCGUGAUUGGAACAGGAGAGAGGUCUCAGUUCGGAGAGGUGUUCAAGAUGAUGCAGGCAGAAGAGACACCUAAAACACCUUUGCAAAAGAGCAUGGACAGGCUGGGGAGGCAGCUGACUCUCUUCUCCUUUGGCAUCAUUGGCCUCAUCGCGCUCACCGGCUGGGUGCAGGGCAAGCCGCUGCUCAGCAUGUUCACCAUCGGGGUCAGCCUGGCUGUGGCAGCCAUUCCCGAGGGCCUGCCCAUCGUGGUCACGGUGACGCUGGUGCUGGGUGUGCUGCGGAUGGCCAAGAAGCGUGUCAUUGUGAAGAAACUACCCAUCGUGGAGACCCUGGGCUGCUGCAAUGUCAUCUGCUCUGAUAAGACGGGGACUCUCACAGCCAACGAGAUGACAGUGACCCAGCUGGUGACAUCAGACGGGCUCUGUGCGGAGGUCAGCGGAGUCGGCUAUAGCGGCAAAGGGACCGUGCACCUUCUCCCAACCAAAGAGGUCAUCAAGGAGUUCACCAAUGUCUCAGUGGGGAAGCUCGUGGAGGCGGGCUGCGUGGCCAACAAUGCUGUCCUCAGGGGGAACACGGUGAUGGGGCAGCCCACGGAGGGAGCCCUGCUCGCGCUGGCCAUGAAGAUGGACCUGGGCAGCAUCAAGGACACGUACGUGCAGCAGAGAGAGAUCCCAUUCAGCUCCACACAGAAGUGGAUGGCCGUGAGGUGCCGCCCAAGGAGCGAGGACCAGGGAGACAUUUACUUCAUGAAGGGCGCCUUUGAGGAGGUGAUCCACUCCUGCACCACGUACAACAACGGGGGCAUCGCCCUGCCUCUGACUCCCCAGCAGGAGGCGCUCUGCCUGCAGGAGGAGAAGAGGAUGGGCUCGCUCGGCCUUCGGGUGCUAGCGCUGGCCUCGGGGCCUGAGCUGGGGAAGCUGACGUUCCUGGGGCUCGUAGGCAUCAUCGACCCCCUGCGGGAGGGCGUGAAGGAAGCAGUCCACGUGCUCUCUGAGUCAGGGGUGUCAGUGAAGAUGAUAACGGGAGAUGCUCUGGAGACGGCCUUGGCCAUAGGAAGAGACAUCGGCCUGUGUGAUGGGAAGCUGAGGGCCAUGUCAGGGGAAGAAGUGGAGAGCACAGAGCCGGACACACUGGCGGGCCACAUCCAGGAGGUGUCUGUGUUCUUCCGGACCAGUCCCAAGCACAAGCUCAAGAUCAUCAAGGCACUGCAGGAGUCGGGGGCAAUCGUGGCCAUGACAGGGGAUGGUGUCAAUGACGCCGUGGCCCUGAAAGCCGCAGACAUCGGAAUUGCCAUGGGACAGACGGGCACAGACGUGAGCAAAGAGGCUGCCAGCAUGAUCCUGGUGGACGACGACUUCUCAGCCAUCAUGAGUGCAGUGGAAGAGGGGAAGGGAAUUUUCUACAACAUCAAGAACUUUGUGCGGUUCCAGCUGAGCACGAGCAUCUCUGCCCUGAGCCUCAUCACGCUGUCCACCGUGUGCAACCUGCCCAGCCCCCUUAACGCCAUGCAGAUCCUGUGGAUCAACAUCAUCAUGGACGGGCCGCCGGCACAGAGCUUGGGUGUGGAGCCUGUGGACAGGGACACCCUAGGGCAGCCCCCGCGGAGCAUGGAGGACACUAUCCUGAGCAGGGCCCUCCUCCUCAGGAUCCUCCUGUCCGCUGCCACCAUCAUCAGCGGGACCCUCUUUGUCUUCUGGAGGGAGGUCCCUGAGGACAGAGCCAGCACGCCACGGACCACCACCAUGACCUUCACAUGCUUCGUGUUCUUCGACCUCUUCAACGCCCUGACCUGCCGCUCUCAGACCAAGCUGAUACUGGAAAUCGGCUUCCUCAGGAACCGUAUGUUCUUCUACUCGGUCCUUGGGUCACUGCUGGGCCAGCUGGCUGUCAUCUACGUCCCCCCACUGCAGAAGGUCUUCCAGACAGAGAACCUGGGGGCCCUUGACCUGCUGUUCCUGACUGGCUUGGCCUCUUCCGUCUUCAUCUUAUCGGAACUUCUGAAGCUCUGUGAGAAACACUGCUCCUGCACUAGGGAAGCCCAGGAGCCAGCCGAGGGCCCCUGACAGCCCUGCGGUGUCUGUGGCCUGGGCAACCCCGGGGCUUCCUGGGCAA
Messenger RNA from Octodon degus (degu), 2923 nucleotides. RefSeq names its product ATPase secretory pathway Ca2+ transporting 2 (gene Atp2c2). The record is from RefSeq and is a predicted model, not a curated record. Bases 40 to 2874 code for a protein of 944 amino acids. Gene Ontology annotation, cellular component: endoplasmic reticulum; Golgi membrane; plasma membrane. Gene Ontology annotation, biological process: calcium ion transmembrane transport; manganese ion transport; intracellular calcium ion homeostasis. The transcript is spliced from 27 exons. Gene Ontology annotation, molecular function: P-type calcium transporter activity; ATP binding; ATP hydrolysis activity. NCBI's taxonomy places the organism in Eukaryota, Metazoa, Chordata, Mammalia, Rodentia, Octodontidae.